Molecule: messenger RNA, 1125 nt
Organism: Necator americanus (New World hookworm)
Lineage: Eukaryota; Metazoa; Nematoda; Chromadorea; Rhabditida; Ancylostomatidae
Exons: 12
Coding region: 1-1125 (374 amino acids)
Biological process (GO): pyrimidine nucleotide-sugar transmembrane transport
Cellular component (GO): Golgi membrane
Molecular function (GO): UDP-galactose transmembrane transporter activity
Source: RefSeq, a predicted model, not a curated record
AUGGGUGCGACAACCGUUGGACCAGAGCCUGUGGAAUUAUACAACAAUAUAUUCGACGCCAUCCAUUUCCGCAAGGGGAUGGUUGCGAAUUCGGCGAGUAAGGACCUGAAGUACGUCUCACUUGUCGUUCUAAUCGCUCAAACAACCGCUCUCGUGCUAAUUCUCCGUUAUUCUAGGACACAAAACAAUGAAGGACCGAGAUAUUUGUCCUCAACAGCUGUGGUUAUGGCUGAGAUUGUGAAGAUGGUCACUUGCAUCUUGGUGUUGUUCUACAACCAUGGUUGGCGAUUGUCUUCCUUCCAAAACGAGCUUUACGCCGAAGUUGUUCAGAAAAGAAGCGAAACGGUGAAGGUAGCUGUACCAGCUAUUCUUUACGUCAUUCAAAAUAACUUGCUUUUUCUAGCUCUCUCUAAAUUGGAUGCGGCUACAUACCAAGUUACAUAUCAACUAAAGAUCCUCACAACUGCCCUCUUCUCUGUAACGAUGCUUGGACGAUCAUUAAAUCGUCUGAAGUGGUUAGCACUAUUACUUCUCACUGGAGGAGUUGCUCUAGUUCAGAUGCCAGCAAGUGGAUCAAAUAAGAGUGGUGUAAGUCAAAGCGACACCUCGGACAGUAUUAUCGGCUUACUAGCUGUGCUAGCAGCCUGUUUCUCUAGCGGUUUUGCCGGAGUAUAUUUCGAGAAAAUCCUCAAAACAACAAAUGUUUCCUUGUGGAUGCGUAACCUCCAACUGGCUUUCUUUUCCAUUUUCGGCGGUUUCCUAAUGUGUUGGCUUUAUGACUGGAAUGCAAUUGAGAAAGACGGCUUCCUCCAGGGAUACAACACAAUCAUUUGGAUAGUUGUUGCCUUGCAGGCGUAUGGUGGAUUAGUGAUUGCCCUGGUAGUGAAAUAUGCGGACAAUAUCCUGAAGGGAUUUGCAGUUUCCCUUUCAAUCAUUUUGUCAUCUUUCAUUUCGUGGUGGCUCCUGGCCGAUUUCACGCCUUCUUUGAUGUUUGCGGCUGGUGCGACCAUAGUGAUAGUUUCGACGUUCAUGUACGGGUAUGAGCCGAAAUUACCGACUCCACCACACACAGCGCUUCCGACAGUCGUCUUUGACCGAGAGGACGAAACCCUUGUGAAAAAAUAG